This is a messenger RNA of Alosa sapidissima (American shad), 1016 nucleotides long. RefSeq names its product vesicle transport through interaction with t-SNAREs 1A (gene vti1a). Gene Ontology annotation, cellular component: Golgi apparatus; endoplasmic reticulum membrane; late endosome membrane. NCBI's taxonomy places the organism in Eukaryota, Metazoa, Chordata, Actinopteri, Clupeiformes, Clupeidae. Gene Ontology annotation, molecular function: SNAP receptor activity; SNARE binding. The transcript has 6 exons. The record is from RefSeq and is a predicted model, not a curated record. Gene Ontology annotation, biological process: intra-Golgi vesicle-mediated transport; vesicle fusion with Golgi apparatus; intracellular protein transport. Bases 92 to 778 code for a protein of 228 amino acids.
CGUGACGUAGCCUUUCAAAUUAACAGAACGCAGUUUGUUGUAUUUGUCGUAUUUGUUUAUAUUCACGCGCCUGUAAAUUAUCCUUUUCGUCAUGUCGUCGGAUUUUGAGACCUACGAACAGGACUUCGGCACCCUUACAGCCGAUAUAACCAACAAGAUUGGCAGGAUACCCAAACUAAGUGGUGAGGAGAAGACGCAGCUGGUUCUAAAUGUGGACAAACAGCUUGAAGAAGUCAGAGAGCUGAUGGAGCAGAUGGACCUGGAGGUGCGUGAGAUUCCUGCCCAGAGCAGAGCCAUGUACAGCACCCGCCUCCGCAGCUACAAGCAGGAGAUGGACAAGCUAGAGAAGGACUUUAAAAGGUCACGGAUCGCCUACAGUGAUGAGGUUCGCACAGAGCUGCUGGGGGAGGAUGCUGCUUCCUCAGAGAGUCAGAGAGCGCAUCUGUUGGACAACACGGAGAUGCUGGAAAGGUCAUCGCGCAGGCUGGCGGCAGGCUACCAGAUAGCAGUGGAGACCGGACCCCCCCACAAUGGAGGCCGGCUGGCCGCUCACAAUGGAACACCAGCGGCCUCUCUCUCCAUGCAAGAGCUCAACCAACACACGGGAGGGGCCGCUCCGUGUGUGUGUGUGUGUGUGUGUGUGUGUGCGUGUGUGCAUGUGUGUGUGUGUUUUUGGGGCGCAUUUUUCUCGAUAAUGUUUGGGUAUGUGAUUUGCUGUGAGACCUCUCCUCGUGGUUGUGAUACUGACUAUAGUGGUUUAGUUGCACAGGGAAGAUAGUUUCCACCUGCCGAUGUAAGUGUUUCAAAUAGUAGGAUGCACAAGCGAGUGUUUCUGCGGGAGGUUAACUGGGACUCAUCUGUUAACGCAACAGUAGGCAACAACUCGACACAUUAUGAGAUAUUGUUUUAUAAAACGUCUAUGGUAUCCUCUUCAACAACUCGACACAUUAUGAGAUAUUGUUUUAUAAAACGUCUAUGGUAUCAUCUUCAAAUUUAUUGUGAUGGUAUAGUCAUAU